This is a messenger RNA of Nezara viridula (southern green stink bug), 6061 nucleotides long. Lineage: Eukaryota; Metazoa; Arthropoda; Insecta; Hemiptera; Pentatomidae. The record is from the annotation of a GenBank genome assembly.
GCCAACUGAAAUUGAAUAAAACAGUAACAAAAUUAUUUUGAAUGAUUGAAGUUUAUAUUUUAAUCGUAUUUAAUGUAAAAUAUUGCUAAAACAAUGAAACAUCCAACGGUUUAAGAAGGAUACAUUUUAAGAUAUUAGAUUUCUUCAUUCGCGGUUAAUUUUCAUAUAACUAAAAUUUUUAACUUAAUAUAUUUUAGAGCUUUAACCGGGAUUUCGCUCUGUGUACAACUACAAUAUGUUUCAAUUAUUUAACCAUUGUCAAUUUAACUAUUAGUAAGAAUGCAUUAAGUAACAGAAAAUAGGUAACAAUUAUUUGGCAGCUGGAAUCAGGAUUUCGCUCUGAAAAACACUCAGUACAUUGACUGCCUCUUGGGGGAAUACUUCGUGUCUUCUUGAAGGAUCGCCAAGUUUUAUCUGAUAAUUCGUUUGUUCGCUCUACAUAAUGUGGAGGUAACAUGAAAAUAGAAUAGAGUUAAGGGUAGCGAUAAUAUCAGUUGCGACCCUUGCUCUGAAUGGAAUGGAAAUUUACGUGCUUUUCAUCAUCCCUUCUGAAGGCGGAGAUUGAAGAGGUGGGUUGUGUGAAAGGAUGGAUUUUGAACACCGCAGGGAGCACCGAAGUAGUGGCUCCUCAUCACACCACCAUCAAAACCACCAUCACCACUCUUCAUCCCGUCAUUCAAGGGAUCAUCACCAUUCCAAUUCCCACCACUCAGACAGACAUCACUCCCAUCACCAUUCUGAUCGCCAUUCUCAUUCCCACUCUCAUCAUGCACCUCCCCCUCCUCCUCCACCACCUCCUCCUCCCCCACCAAGUCAGAAGACUGUUUCUGCACCACCUCCUCCCCCUCCUCAGCCGAAACUUCGAAAUUACAAGCUUCUGGUAGAUCCUUUCUUAGUCAAAGGUUCAACAAAAAUAUAUAGGUAUGACGGACAACCUCCUAAUGACUCAGUUUAUCCUCCGGUGCUUCAGGUUCGGGAUCCAAGAUCUCAGUUGUCACGAAUAUGGACAAAGUUGGAUACACCCAUAGACCUUCCAGUCCCACGAUUCAAAAUAGAUGAGAAUUAUGUAGGAACCCCUCCUCCUGUUGAAGUCACUAUUUCCAAUUUGAAUGAUAAUAUCGACCGUUGCUUUUUAAAAGAUAUAGUUAGUAAAUAUGGGCCAACUGAAGACAUUUUAAUUUUUUUUCACCCUGAAACAAAACGACAUCUUGGACUAGCCAAAAUCAUUUUUGAGAAAGUGCAAGGUGCGAAAUUAUGCGUUGAGAAGUUAAAUGAAACAUCAGUAAUGGGUAAAGUAGUUAAGGUAUUCCUCGAUCCAUUUGGGACUGAGUGCCGAAGGAUGUAUACGGAUAUGACAACUGAGAAGAAGCCAGUAAAAGAACCAGAACCUGAGCCGCAGCUUGAAGAUAGAAGGAAAGAAGAGGAGAAACCAAAAGUUAUGAUAAAGCCUAAGCCAAAGAGGGAUAGAAUAAGAGAAGAGAGGGACGAUAAGCACUAUACUAUUGAUUAUGCCACACCCAGUUCUGGAGAUAGUAGUUCUGUUACGCCUAGUCCUAGAAACUACACAAACGAUAGGCUUUACAUGAAAGAUUAUCCUUACCCAAGCAGUACUCCAAUAGCCUAUGACUACAAUCACCAUUAUCCUGCUAAUUACAGUUAUAGAGCUUUUACUCACCCACAGCAUAUCGCGUUACAUCCACAACAUUGGGUUUGGCCACAGCCUGAAGGUCAGAUUGGAACAUGGGAAGUCAAUCAACCCACACCUCCUCCUCUACCGUCUUUGCCUCCACAACCUCCACCCGAGACUGAAUUAGAAAAGCCUAGAAAAAAAGAACCUUCUCCAGAACCUAAACACUUAGAUUUAGAUACACGAAUAGAAAUGUUACUCAAGGAAAAAACUGUAGGUGGUGCAAAUCCUCCGUUUCUUCAGAUUAUUAAUAGUGAGUCAGAAGAUGAUGAGCCUAAAGAAACAAAAAGAAAUAAACGUCUAUCUACAGAAACAGAAAAUUUUAUUGCAAGUAGAAUGUCUCUUCCAAUGCCACCUGGACUUGAAGAAAUGGACAGAUCACCUUCUGACACUGAAGAACAGCCAUUGUCGACACCACCUUCUCCUUUUCUUUCCCUGGAAAUAUAUCUUGAAUGUCAUCAGAAGGCUAUUGAAAAAUCUAGACUUGCGAAACAGAAAGAAAUGUUGGAAACUACUGCCUUCUUAGAAAAGAAAUCUAAAAAUUUUAUAAAAGAUAAUUAUUUACAUAGUGAAAUAAGUUCAAGUGAUGAUGAAAUUCUUGGUGGUAAAGAAUCUAAACUGGCUUCUCCUCUUAUUGAACUUGUUAGUAAAAUGUCACCUAUAAAAAAAGAUCAAGAGGAUGAUGAUCAUAUGAGCUUAUCGAGCCUGAGUUCUGGGGAACCGAAAAUUGAAGAGGUGAAGCCUACUGACAGUAUGUUCCAAGCUCCUACGCAUUACAAUGGUUUUACUACUAGUUUCUAUAAUCAUCCUCCACCUGGGCACCUUUAUGCACCUACUGAUAUGUACCUUUGGCGACCUCCAACGAUAGCCGGCUAUCCUGCUGCCUACUUCAGUCCAGGUGUGACACCUUUUCCUCACAUUGCUCAUAUCCGUCCUCCAACCAGUUAUCCACCCCCUGGGUAUAUUCAUGCAAUCAAUUCACAACAGCGUAACAUUCCUAUUAGUCCACAUGAUGCUACGAUCCGUUCGGUUUUAAAUAAAAUUACUGAGGAGCUUAAACAGAUAUUGAAGAAGGAUUUUAAUAAGAAGAUGGUUGAAAACACAGCUUUUAAAGCUUUUGACAGAUGGUGGGAUGAAAGUGAAAGAAUGUCUAAACAACAAGGCAACAGUGAUGGAACUCCAACCAAGUCUGAAGCUAAUCAAACUAGUGGUCCUAUCCUGAUGAAUUCGAUUAUAGAAUCAGGCAUGGAGUCUUUAGAUCCUAUGUCAUUAGGUUCUUUUGGAUUAGGAUUCAGAGCAUCUCUUCCUAAACUUCCUUCAUUUAGACGUAAAAGAAAAGCGCCAUCUCCUGUUCUUGACGAAUCUUCAGAAAUGGGCAAUGUCAGUGAUCAAGAAGAAAUUGUUCAGAGGUCAGAUGAUGAAGCACCACCAUCAGAAAUAACAUCUGAUCAAGAACGAAUAACUACAAGACAAAGAAUUGUUCCAUCUGGUAGCAGCAGCAGCGGUAGUAGCAGUGCUAGUAGUCAAAAGAGUAGCAGUAGUAGUUCUAGCAGCAGUGAAAGUAGUGACAGUUCAGAAUCAUCUUCCAGUAGUGAAAGCUCAUCAUCUAGUGAGGAUGAAGAAGAAUCUAGUUCUGAUGAAUCAUCAACAUCUGGAAGGAGCUGUUUGGAUUAUCUCACGUUUGAAGACCUUGAUGAGCCUUUGCCAUCUGGUUUGCUAACUCCUAUUCCUGACCGAGAUGUUGACAGCUUUUCAGAUAUUUCAGAAGACUUUGAUAGGACAAAACCACCGAAAGAAAUUGAAUCAGAAGAGGAGAAAGAAAGCACUGCUGAUACUGACAGUCAUGUGAACGUCGAACAUUCUUAUGCUGCAAAACCUUCCACUGAGACUAUCCCACAUGAAAUGUUUGAUCAUGAUUAUGUCGUCGACAGGAAGAAGCAACCACUUAAACCAAUUCAUGAAAACCGCAUACCUAGGCAUGAAUUCCCUCCAAAAUCUGUCAAGAAAACUCACCUUCAACGAGACAUUAUUGGAGAAAUGAAUGUUUUAUACGAAUUUUUAACUAAAGGAAUCGACAGGGAAGAUAUCAAGUAUUUGAAAAUGAGUUAUGAACAUUUACUUGCUGAUGAUAUGCAGAAUUAUUGGUUAAAUGAUACUCACUGGGUAGAUCAUCCUGCGACUGAAAUACCUCCUCCUAAAAGAAGAAGAAGAGAUGAAAGGGUACAUAAAACAGGUUGUGCUAGAACAGAAGGUUACUAUAAAGUUGAUUCUAAAGAAAAGGAACGAAGACUUCAACAUCAUGCAGUACAUGCUGCUUCUGUGAUAGAGGAACCUGAAGACAUUCUUCAAAAACAGUCUGCCGGUAAAAUGGUGGCAAUAUCCCGUGAAGCCAGAAGUAAUCAGAGAAGACUGCUUACAGCAUUUGGAUCUGACACUGAUUCUGACCUUCUUAAGUUCAAUGUACUCAAGUUCAGAAAGAAGCAUCUGAGAUUUGCUAAGUCUUCUAUUCAUGAUUGGGGUCUGUUUGCCAUGGAACCGAUUGCAGCUGAUGAAAUGGUUAUUGAGUAUGUAGGGCAGAUGAUUCGACCUAUUGUUGCUGACCUUAGGGAACGUCAGUACGAAAGUAUAGGCAUAGGGAGUUCUUAUCUGUUUAGAAUAGAUGUUGAUACCAUUAUAGACGCGACAAAAUGUGGAAACCUUGCUAGAUUUAUUAAUCAUAGUUGUAAUCCAAACUGUUAUGCAAAGAUUAUUACAAUAGAUAGUCAAAAGAAAAUUGUUAUUUAUUCAAAGCAACAGAUAAAUGUUAAUGAAGAGAUAACUUACGACUAUAAGUUUCCGAUUGAAGAGGAAAAAAUUCCAUGUCUAUGUGGUGCUCAGGGCUGCCGAGGAACUCUCAAUUAAACACCGUUGCAGUACAAAUUAUUUUGUUGCUCAGCCUGGACAUAUAUAUCAUAUUUCUCUUUGUAUAUAGUAUUUUGAAUUGUAAAUAUUAAUGUAACAAAUGUUAUAUAUAAUGAAACCAUUUUUAUAAUUUUUUUUUUAAUUUAAUUUUUUUUCCCGUGUAAACUCAUUAAGAUAUUGUAAAUUAUUAUUUCUUUUUUCUCUUCUUUUUUUUUAUUUAAUUUUUUUUUAGUAUGACAUCUUUUCAGCAUCCUUUAGCAAUUGUAUAUAUAAAAUGUAUAUAUUGUGGAUUUGUAAUUGUUCUGAGAAGAUUGUCAUUUGUGUAAAAGAACAAAAUGUUUCUACAAACAGAAUAUUCUAUUCUAUAAUAAUAAAUAAAAAAAAAUUGAAAUAAAAAAAAAGUUUUGGAUAAGAAUAUUUUAAGAUAGAUCUCGCUAUUUCACUAGUUUGAGCAUAGUAAAUGUUAAAUGGAUUUCACAUAUGUGUUCAUUUUAUUUUUUAUUUUCAAAAGCAUAUACAUAUAUUUAUAUACAUCUUUUUCUUUUUUUUAAACUUACAGAAAUGAUGAAUUACAUUCAAAUCAGAAUGGUUUUUUUUUUUUUAUAGUUUAUUACGGAGUGAUUUUAUUAAUAAGUUCAUCAAACUGUAUCAUAUCACUAUAAUUAUGUGUUAUAAGUGUUUCUAAUUAUAUUAUUUUCUUUAAGUAAAUUUGUUCUAUUGAUUCACAGUGUUCAUACUGUCAAUAUUGUAAAUGAUCCUUCUAAAGUUGAAGUCAUGACUAUAGGCGAAAUAUUUAAAGUCCAUAAUUUAAAAUUUUACUUAUUUUAUGGUUUCAUUAAUCUAAGGAAAUAGGAGAUAUUUUUGUAAAACGCUCGUCGUAUUUAAAAAUUUGACUGUAAAAUUUUAACUUAUGUGCUUUGUCAUGAAAUUUUCCAAAAAUGAUUUUGUAUGAGAAAAACAAGUGUUUUGAAUAAAAUUUCUCUGGAAUUAUAAUUGGAAAAUAAAAUCAUUCCGUUUUAUGGACUUGAAAUUCCUUAUCUUUAUAUUUCUUUUGUCCCAGUAGUAAACAUGUUUUAAACAUUUGUUUUAUUUGAAAUUUUUUAAUUGUUACUAAUAGAACAAUCUAUAUAUAUUGAAAUAUAUUAAUAAAUGCUGUUUUUAAUUGUUUUAUAAAACAUUUUUUUAUUUUUGGCUAAGAUUUCCAGUUAGUCUACUAAAUAAAUCAAAAUCUUAAAUGAUCAACUACAAACGUGUUCAGGCUUUGGCUUACAGUUAUAUUUUGUGGAUAAAAUGUUAAAAACUUUUAAUUUAAUAUCAAACUUGAAGGUUCAUUGAAAAAAAGUUCUAUAUAUAUAAAAUUUUAAUGUUAAUUAUUGUUAAUUUUCAUAUUUGAUAUAUGAGUAUGCAUCUGGUCUAUGUCAAAAUCAGUUAGUUAUUUUCUAGGAUAAAAGUGAUUUUUUUCAUUAGUAAGAA